AUGAGCCCGCGUGCGGCCUGCUGUUGCACCGCGCGCCGCUUUAGAGGCCCACGCGCGGCCCACUGCUGCCCUCCGUGCUGCCUUAGGAGUCCGUGCACCGCCACUGCAGUCCGUGCGCCGCCACUGCAGCCUUGCACGCAGUCUCUCCUUGCUUGCCUUUUGCCUUGCCACCUGCGCACUAGACUUGCCUAUGCUGCAUGCAUGGUGACUCUCAACGUGCUUGCGUUCGAUCCUGACGGUCGCCCAGUAGAGUUUAACACCUGGCUUGACGACCUGCAACUGUUCCUUCUGACUGAUGCCAAGGACGGUGUUUCCCUGUUCGAUUACGUGUCUGGCACUGCCGUUGCUCCUGCUGACACUGAGCCUGCUCUAGACCGCUCCCAGUGGCAGACCCACGAUGCUGCUGCGCGCCUCGCUAUUCGCAACCAUCUUCCGAUCACAGAGCGCGCGCAUUUUAGCCAGCACAUAACUGCCAAGGCGCUUUACGACGCUGUAGUUGCCCACUGCUCUUCCCCGGCCACUGCAGCCCUCGGUCGACUUAUGCUACCCUACCAAUUCCCCGACCUGUCCUCGUUAACCACCGCUGAGGACCUCAUCUCUCACCUACGCGCUAGUGACACUCGCCUUCGUGCCGCCCUUCCAGCCGAGUUCGUCGCAAAGAACCACCCCCCGAUGUACUUCCUCAUCACCCGCCUCCCUGACACUCUUCGCUCAGGGUGCUCCCCCUCCCCUCUCACCCCCUCCUACGCCUCUGCACCUGCUGCUGUCAACCUCCUUGGUGCUGAGAAGGUCGCAGCUGCUUCCGCUCCGAGUGGGAACCGCAGCGGCUUCAAGGGAGGCAAGGGUGGCAGGGGUGGCGGACGUGGCAGUGGAGGGGGCGGUGGUGGAGGCGGCGGGGGCGGUGGAGGUGGUGGCGGUGGUCAUGGGGGUGGAGGUAGUGGUGGGGGCGGUGGUGGUGCCGGGAGCGGUGGUGGUGGCAGCGGCGGUGGUGGUGGAGCGAGGAGUGUUGGUGGCGGUGGUGGUGGGAGUUUGGGUGAGGCCGGUGGUGGGCAGGGGCAGCAGCAGCAGCAGCUGUUGGGUGCAAAUUCACAUUGCACGACAUCCUGCCGUCUGUUUGUCUGA
Closterium sp. NIES-65 is the source of this 1122-nucleotide messenger RNA. The record is from the annotation of a GenBank genome assembly. Lineage: Eukaryota; Viridiplantae; Streptophyta; Zygnematophyceae; Desmidiales; Closteriaceae.